AUGUAUAACCCAAUACUUGGGAAAUGGAUGCCCACGCCAGAAACAGACCCCAUGAUGCGACCACGCUCACCUCGGCCCACACAUCCAUCAACGACCCAGCAACGCUCCAGACUACGAGCUUCUAAUCAACUCCAACCUCCCACCUCACCCAGACUUCUCAACUACAUCUACUUCCCCACUCUUGCCGACGAACUACACGAAAACAUCGAAGCAGGCUACUCUCUCUCAAACUCCGACUCGGACUCGGACUCGGACUACGAAUUACCACCCCAAAACAUCCAUCGCGAAGGCAAGCAAUUGCCUGCUUGGCGGAACAAAUGGUACAAGGAGGGUGAGCAGAAUGCAGCCAGAGAACUGGCUAUCUAUCUAAAGCCAGCGCCUACGGACCAGGAGGAUUGGUAUGGGUUUGUGGUAUUGCCGAAACCUGAGUCUGAGCCAGAACCAGAGCCAGAGGAGGAUGAUGCGGAGUUGGAUUCACCGUCGAGACAGUUGAUGCUGGAGCUUUCGCAGUACUCGCAGUCGGAGUCCCAAUUGCAGUCCCAAUUGCAGUCCCAAUUGCAGUCUCAGUCGCAGUCGCAGUCUCAGUCGCAGGUGCAAUCGCAGAAGGAUGCUAGGCGUGUGGAUGACCACGACGAUCCCAUGCCGGAGUAUCAACCGAUUGUCACCCCAAUACACGAAGAGGUGUUCUUGUGGGUAACUCGAGAUCCAGCUCCUGCCCCCGCCGAGUCUUCGAAGGUGUCGGAAUCCUGGCUCAGAAAAGACGAGCUCGUUGCGUUGGAGAGAGAGUACGGUCGUAAGCGCAAACGCACAGCACAGGAGAAGUUGUUACGAAGACUAAGAGGCAAGUAUGCGCCACGCUGA
Aureobasidium namibiae CBS 147.97 is the source of this 861-nucleotide messenger RNA. RefSeq lists its product as uncharacterized. The record is from RefSeq and is a predicted model, not a curated record. NCBI's taxonomy places the organism in Eukaryota, Fungi, Ascomycota, Dothideomycetes, Dothideales, Saccotheciaceae. The transcript has a single exon. Bases 1 to 861 code for a protein of 286 amino acids.